This is a messenger RNA of Nicotiana attenuata, 383 nucleotides long. Its product is annotated as probable glutathione S-transferase. Gene Ontology annotation, molecular function: glutathione transferase activity. The annotation marks the transcript as partial. Gene Ontology annotation, biological process: glutathione metabolic process. Gene Ontology annotation, cellular component: cytoplasm. The transcript is spliced from 2 exons. Lineage: Eukaryota; Viridiplantae; Streptophyta; Magnoliopsida; Solanales; Solanaceae. The record is from RefSeq and is a predicted model, not a curated record.
AUGUGGACAUCAAAAGGGGAGGACCAAGAAGCAGCCAAUAAAGAAUUUAUAGAGUGCCUGAAAACGUUGGAAGGGGAAUUAGGAGACAAGACAUACUUCGGAGGAGAAAGUUUUGGAUUUUUGGAUAUAACCCUUAUUCCUUACUAUAGCUGGUUCCCUGCAUAUGAGAAAUUUGGCAACUUUGGCAACUUUGGCAUAGAAGCAGAGUGUCCUAAGUUUGUAGAAUGGGCAAAAAAAUGGUCCCGGAGGCCUCGAGUGUGUUCCGAGUGGGCUACGGGUCAAUUCCUCCCAUAUUUGAACUACUAUUUUCCGCUUUCUGGUGUUCUUCUUCGCGAUCGCGGACAGCCUUUCGCGUUCGCGUUCAACAUCCCGUGUUCGCGAAG